This is a messenger RNA of Tricharina praecox, 839 nucleotides long. RefSeq lists its product as uncharacterized. Bases 213 to 695 code for a protein of 160 amino acids. The transcript has a single exon. NCBI's taxonomy places the organism in Eukaryota, Fungi, Ascomycota, Pezizomycetes, Pezizales, Pyronemataceae. The record is from RefSeq and is a predicted model, not a curated record.
CGUCACAGUGGAUGGGCUGCCGAGUCAAAGCGUCUCGAAGCGUCAGCGUGAGAUCACCCUGCGACAAUAUUCCAUCGCGUUUGGACGAUCGGUUGGUGGGUGCGUGGCCGGCCGAGCAUCUCAGCGCUGAGUCGGAUUCCGUGCGCUGGACGUCAUGACUUGGGUGUUGACAUCAAAGACCUCCGAUUUCGCCGCUUGAGAUCCGUAUAUAUAUGUACCCAAGUAUUCGCUAUCGAUUUCUCUCCUUCCUUGUCUCAUCACCAAACCUUACACACAACCAAUCCACACAAAUUCCCAUCGCAUUAACAAUCUUCAAAAUGCAAGACUCCGCCUACACCAAGUCUUCUCGCCUCAAUCGGUCUCGCGACGCUACCGGCGAAACGGAAGCCCCGUCAGCUACCUCCAUGAGUAGCGGACAGGCCAGCGGCAUUACCGGACAGUCUGGUGGUCUUACUGGCGUUCGCGGCGAUGAGCGCGCUGCGAGCGGUAUCGACACAUUGCGCGGCAUGGGUACGACCGGUUCUUCGAAGGGCAGCAUGGAUCCGGCUGUCGGUGAUACGAGCUUCAAGAGCCACGCGAAGCCCGGCGGCAGCAUCCUUCCCGAGAUCAUCCAGAAGGCGGUCCCCGAGAAGAUCGAGAGGAUGGUCCCCAAUGCCAUCCACGAUACCGGAGACAAGAAGGUGUUUGAGAAGUAACCUGCUUGGUAUCGGCCUUCGGUUGGAUCGGGAAGAAGGACAAUCGAUGUAGAUUUUGUUGGGAAACGUUUAUGGUUUAUGAUAGAGGAAAUGUACAUAAUAGUAUCAGAAAAUUAAUGCUGGUUUUGACCGUUUGAGUGUGCA